UCAAAAUCUUUCAACUCAGUUGGCAACUGCGGUAGGCGAAUCUAUGAAAGAUGCUAUGUUGGAGUCGAUUAAAAAACGACUAUCUAUAUAUGAGCUACACACGGUAACAAGGAUCGCUACGAUUUUGGAUCCUCGCUUUAAAAAAGAUGGGUUUCAAUCAAACGCAAAUGCUGAACAAGCAGCAAGUUUCCUGGAAAAUGAUUUGGUCAAUUUGGGCAAUUUGGAUCAGUUUGAAGACCCUGACAACUUGAGUGUGGAAGCAAGCACGACCACUAAGGACCCACUCUUUGAUUUUUUAAACCAACGAGGCGCUACUAAAAAGAGGAAUGUCCGAUCUGAUGCAAUCAUAAUUAAAAGGCAGUAUCUGGAGAGAGACAUUGCCAUACAAGAAAUGGACCCUCUUUUGUGGAUCAAGGUCAAGCAGGCGGAUUUUCCUUUAUUAAAAUCACUGAUGUUUAAAUAUUUAUGCAUCCCCGCAACGUCUGUGGAGUCGGAAAGAGUUUUUAGCAAGGCGGGACAAAUUGUUUCGGAUAGGCGAACACGCCUUAAAGAAGAAAAUGUGAACGCUUUGCUGUUUUUGAACAAAAAUCUUUCGCUACAAUAAAAAUAAAUGUAAAUAUCUCUAUUAAAUAUUAAA
This is a messenger RNA of Drosophila innubila, 637 nucleotides long. Its product is annotated as zinc finger BED domain-containing protein 1-like. NCBI's taxonomy places the organism in Eukaryota, Metazoa, Arthropoda, Insecta, Diptera, Drosophilidae. The transcript is spliced from 2 exons. The record is from RefSeq and is a predicted model, not a curated record. Bases 44 to 604 code for a protein of 186 amino acids. Gene Ontology annotation, molecular function: protein dimerization activity.